CAUUACAAAGACGGCGUCGAGCAUCUGGACCAAGCGGAUCCAGGCAGUUGUUUUUAAUCCUCGAUGAAAGCCGUCGUUCGGUGUAAUUUUCAUGUUUUUCACUAUAUUUACAGUUGACAUUGUCGAUUUUGUUAAUUAACGACUUUCGUCAGUUUUGCAAAAUUAUAUUAGAUUCUUUUCCAUUAGCUCAAUGAUGCGCUUGAAGGUGAUUGUACGAGUUCGACCAAUGUCGCAAAGAGAGAAGCAAAAUGGUAAUCAACAGGUGGUUUCAGUUGAAAAUGGCUCCAGUCUUGCAAUAACUAACAUAAAGGUACCAGAACAGAAUGCAGGAGAUAGCAGAGAAAGAGUUCGAAGAUUUGCUUUUGACUACUGUUUUGCGGAAGAUGCAAGUCAAGAUCAAAUUUUUGAAACAGUUGAAAAUAUCGUUGGAACGUCUUUGAAAAAGCGAAAUCAUUCUUGCGUUCUGGCCUAUGGACAGACAUCAUCAGGAAAAACGCAUACCAUGAUGGGAGCUCCUCAAGACCCAGGUUUGACCCCAAGACUUUGUCGAAGAAUAUUUAAAUACUUCCAAGAAGGCGCCUUAAACGACGAAACGGCCACAAUGAAAGUAUCAGUGAGUUACUUAGAAAUUUACAAUGAGAAAGUAGCCGAUUUGCUUAUUGAAAGUGACAAAAAAGGCCAUGGUCAUCAGAAAUCGUUGAAAGUAAGAGAACACCCCAAAAAUGGACCGUAUGUUGAAGGGUUGUCUCAACAUGCAGUUGCUUCAGACGUCGCCCUUCUUGAACGAUUAGAAGCAGGAACAAGUAAAAGGCGCGUGGGAUCUACAAACACCAACCCCAGAUCAAGUAGGAGUCACGCUGUGUUUUCAAUAUCAUGCGACGGAAUUAAGCUACACUUAGUUGAUUUGGCUGGCAAUGAAAGAGCUAGCAGUAGGGGCUACGGCCCGAAUAGGUUCCGAGAGGGCGCCAACAUUAAUAAGAGCUUAGUGGCUUUAGGGAAUGUCAUAUCAACAUUAGCGGAUCAUUCGAAGAAUUCCUCAAACUCCAGAAAUAAAUUCGUCCCGUAUCGCGACUCGAUAUUAACAUGGCUUCUAAAGGACACUCUUCAGGGAAACUCGAACACAGUUAUGAUUGCAACGAUUUCACCAUCAAGCUCAUACUACAGUGAAACAGUGAAUACUCUGCGAUUCGGCCAACGAGCAAAACUCAUCGUUUACAAGCCAAUAAUCGUGGAAGACUCGAAAGAGAAAACUAUUAGGGAGCUAAGAAGUGAAAUAGCCAGGCUUAGAGAGUUGUUAAGACUGAAUAACUCGACUCCUUCAAGAAUUCUGUUAGAAACUCCGAUGACUACGAAUUCAACGGAAAACUUUAUAGAGACUGAUUCCGAGCGAAGCAAUUCUGAUACCUUCAUGUCUUCCCUUGGUGAUUCGUUCAAUGUUGUAUCAAAUUCCCCCGGUGUGGUCAGUGAAAAGGAAAAUUCCUUAUCGCUUUUGGGCAACCAUCAUGAAGAAACCCCGAUAAAAAAUAACCCAGAAACGUUACUCCCCGUUAUGAAUGUUAGAAGUUCAGUAGAAUCCACGCGCUUUAAAAGCCUUGGCAGAACGUACAGUAUGGAUAGAACGUGCAGCGUUGAAACAGACAAUUCAAAAUCGUUUAGCUCCUUGGAGUCCCUACAGUCUCCAAAGCAUAGCAAGACUGGCACUUCAAGAGACUCUUCUUCAGCUAGUUCUGCUACAAGAAGAUUUUCGAGCGGUAGUUCGGGAGCUUCAAGCCAACCAAAGCAAACCGUUCCAUUGUUGAAAAGACAACCAGUGAAUCGUAAUAGCCCAAUGUUAAAAACGAUCACUCAAAGAAAAGUACUAGUUCAACCCUCCAAGAAGGAGAAGGGCAUAGUUACUGAAAUUUCCGGUGCGAAGAAGAUCGAAUCUAAAAUUGAUACUGGCAGGAAAAACGUGGCUAAACCAAGAGCUCAAAUUGUAGCAGCAGUGACCAGCCGACUGUACAAUAAGGUACAUAAAAAGGACAUUGGAACGUCAACCGAAAACCUUUCAGUUGUUUCCAACGAAUCCCCAAAAGAGUUAUCAAUAUGUUCCAACGCCAGAAAUCGCCUGAGGGAGCUUACUCAUAGAGCUCUGAAAGCACACAAAAGUAAAAACGAAGAAACCCAAACGGAGCUAUUUCCAAUUUUAAGGGUAAAGGAAGUGGCCACUGAUUGUACGGAUUUAGUGGACGAAUCUUCUGCUGCCUCUACGUUGGAAAAACUCGAAACCAAAGACGUGGAAGUCGAAUGCACGCUACUAAAUCAGUUCAUGGAAGGGACAUUGAGAGAUAUUUUAGUACUCACUAGAAGCUGUGGGAUACAAACCAAUGCAGAGGAGAAAUGCAGCAAUAUAUCUUUUACGAAAUAUCUGACUGAAACUCAAAAAAAUCCCAUUUUCACUGAAGCCGUUAAUAUCAAUAUUUCACAUAACUAUAUAAACCGCACCGACAGUGUAUCAGAUGAUAGCUUAGAUAACCACCAUGCCAACGUGUCUUUUCCCACGCCCGAUUUGAUAAGCAAUCACAACUCUUUGGAGCAACAACCCAUUGAAAAUAGUGGAGAAUCGAUAGAGGCAAAAGUGCGUUAUGCUGAAAGCGGUCAGCUGCAAAAUUGUUUUGAAAAUGUGAAUUAUAUUCCUUCAAGCAAAGUGUGUGCUAGUAAAGCAGACGUACUUACUGUUCCAUACUACCACAAUAAUUUCAAAAGCGUGAAGGUCCUCACUGCUCAAGCACCUGAGUGUAUUUUAAAAGACAUUUGCAAGGAAUACUGCCAAUAUUUGCCGGAAUUUUCUCCUGUCAUGGCUAAAGCCCAUAAAAAAGACCAUCACUCAGACAAGUGCAACAGAAAAAAAUUAUCCUAUUAUAAGCCAAUUAUUCACAUGUAUCAAGACUGCAGAAGUGAGUUCAGCUCAAGUGAGUCAAGCGAAGAAAACUUUGAACUGAAUAUUCCCGAUUCCUUAGAAUACCAGCAUAAAAAAGUACAAUUUGCGCGCAAUGCUAGCAAUAAAAAAAACGACCGAGUUUUGAAGGCAAUGAAGAAUUUUCUUGAAGAAGCUAAACUGUUAAUGGCCAACAUAAACACUGUUGCACAGGAAAACAAAUGCCAGCAGCCGCAUCUGGAAGACUUCGAUAUUGAAGUCACUGUGGAUGAUGUUUCUGGAUUCGAAAACAUACGAAAACGAGCGCGCAGGAAAAAACAUCAGAGAGAAAGCAACGCCACUCAGACCGAAGCACUUCCAUCAAUGGAAAGUUCUUUUUCGCAAACAUCCGUUGAGUUUCCCCAAUACGCAUUACCCGUUAACAAAUUCGAGAGCCUUCUAGAAGAUUCAUGCAAGCGGUUGGAACAUAAAAUGAGCAAACCAUCUCGAUCGAGACACAUCAGUCUGACUUCCGAGGACUACGACGAUGAGAUUUUAUUUCAAAAGGCAAAGUACAAUCCGUGGGACUUGAGUCACGUUGAAAUAGAAGAUUCCAGUCUGGAAAGCAAUCCUGUGACAUUUUCGGAUUAUGGAAGCCUCCCCAGACGAACUCACAAAAGGCAGCGAACGCCUACCUGUAGCCCAAGUGCAUUUUUAAAACAACUUACCUCAAUGAGACGACAGAUUAUUGAGACGUCCAGAGAAGAACUCUUACAAGGCAGUAGCAAGUGACUACAUUUUGGACUAGUUCAUAUGUUAAGGACAUUUAUGUAAAGGUUUUUGUAAAGUAUUUAUAAUUAUGUUAAAGUUGAGAUUAAUGGGGUUUUGCUUUCAUAAAGUAAUAAAUAAUUUAGUACUUACUAA
Dendroctonus ponderosae (mountain pine beetle) is the source of this 3820-nucleotide messenger RNA. RefSeq names its product kinesin-like protein KIF16B. Gene Ontology annotation, biological process: microtubule-based movement; mitotic spindle organization. Bases 191 to 3688 code for a protein of 1165 amino acids. NCBI's taxonomy places the organism in Eukaryota, Metazoa, Arthropoda, Insecta, Coleoptera, Curculionidae. Gene Ontology annotation, molecular function: microtubule motor activity; microtubule binding; ATP binding. The record is from RefSeq and is a predicted model, not a curated record. The transcript is spliced from 9 exons.